Molecule: messenger RNA, 1857 nt
Organism: Mercurialis annua (annual mercury)
Lineage: Eukaryota; Viridiplantae; Streptophyta; Magnoliopsida; Malpighiales; Euphorbiaceae
Product: glutamyl-tRNA(Gln) amidotransferase subunit A, chloroplastic/mitochondrial
Exons: 10
Coding region: 80-1696 (538 amino acids)
Biological process (GO): translation
Cellular component (GO): glutamyl-tRNA(Gln) amidotransferase complex
Molecular function (GO): glutaminyl-tRNA synthase (glutamine-hydrolyzing) activity
Source: RefSeq, a predicted model, not a curated record
UCCUAAAACCCAUUUCCUGUCUCCAUUCAUCUCUCAGAACUCAGAAGACAGGUCGAAAAACCCCAAAACAAAACCCAAAAUGCUAUCCACUCUACACCACCACCCUCGCUGCUCGCUCUCCCGCUUCCCUUUUAUCACCUCCCGCUCUCUAAAUUCACCUUCAGUCACAGCAUCUUCCCUCACAGACCAAUCACCAUCCCCGUCAUCUCAAAUCCUUAACAUCCGUCACUCUCUUCUCUCUCGCACCCUCACAGCCACCCAACUCGCCGAGUCAUUCCUAACACGAAUCAAGCAAACCGAACCGCAAAUUAACUCGUUCCUACACGUAUCGAAUGAGAAUGUGUUGAAGCAAGCCAAGGAAAUUGAUGAGAAGAUUGAUAGAGAUGAAAAUGUGGGGCCGCUUGCGGGUGUUAUUGUUGGGGUUAAAGAUAAUAUUUGUACCGUUGAUAUGCCGUCGACCGGUGGGUCGCGUAUUUUGGAGAACUACUGUCCGCCGUAUGAUGCUACUGCUGUUAAGAAAUUGAAAGAAUUGGGUGCUCUUAUAGUUGGGAAGACUAAUUUGGAUGAGUUUGGUAUGGGAAGUACUACUGAAGCUUCUGCUUUUCAGGUGACUUCAAAUCCUUGGGAUGUAUCUCGGGUGCCAGGGGGGUCAUCAGGAGGAUCAGCUGCAGCUGUUUCUGCUGGGCAAUGUGUGGUAUCCCUGGGAAGUGAUACAGGUGGAAGUGUAAGACAGCCAGCAUCAUUUUGUGGUGUUGUUGGAUUUAAGCCUACAUAUGGGCGUGUCUCGAGAUUCGGGCUCAUGGCUUAUGCUUCUUCACUAGAUGUUAUUGGUUGCUUUGGUACAUCAGUUGCAGAUGCUGGAAUUCUUCUACAUGCUAUUUCUGGUCAUGAUAGAUUUGAUGCCACUAGCAGCAAGAGAGAGGUUCCUGAUUUCACAUCUCAAUUCUCUGCCUCAAGUCUUUUGGAAUCCACACCACUGAAGGGAUUGAGAGUUGGUAUUAUUCGUGAAACUCUUGAAGACGGUGUUGAUAUUGGAGUAAAAUCUGCAAUCAGUGCCGCUGCCUCACAUUUAGAAGAAUUAGGAUGCUCCGUGGCAGAGGUGUCUUUGCCAUCAUUCUCCCUUGGUUUACCGGCAUAUUAUAUUCUUGCUUCAUCAGAAUCAUCUUCCAACUUAUCACGUUAUGAUGGUGUCAGGUAUGGAAAUCAAGUUGUUGCUGAUGAACUAACUGGCCUCUAUGGGGACUCUCGAGCAAAAGGAUUUGGAGCUGAGGUCAAAAUGCGAAUUUUGAUGGGAACAUAUGCACUCUCAGCUGGUUAUUAUGAUGCAUAUUACAAGCGUGCCCAGCAGGUGAGGACUUUAAUCCAGAAAAGCUUCAAGAACGCAUUAGAUGCAUAUGACAUCUUAAUUUCUCCUGCUGCUCCAUCUGCUGCUUACAAGAUUGGUGAAAAGAGAAACGAUCCAUUGGCAAUGUAUGCGGGUGAUAUUAUGACGGUGAAUGUUAACUUAGCAGGGUUACCUGCAUUGGUUUUGCCAUGUGGAUUUGUUGAAGGUGGGCCUGCAGGACUUCCUGUCGGUCUUCAAAUGAUUGGCGCAGCAUUUGAUGAGGAAAAAUUACUGAGGGUGGGUCAUAUCUUUGAGCAGACUCUUCAAGGUUACAAAUUUGUUCCCCCGCUGGUAGCAAGUGAUGUAUGCUAGCACCAAGGCAAAUGCAAUUUUAGUAUAGCUCAUCAGUAGGUAACAUUUUAGGGUAAAAUUUACUGGGAGCUGAGUAAAAAAAAUUACUUUGAUCAAAUUACUCUUGUAAUUGUAAUUUAUUUUUUUAAAUAAAAUAAUAACAAUUUCGUCAAAUUUGAUAA